AUGUCAGACCUUUCAAUUCUUCGCCCCAGCGGGCUAGCCCACGUCGUCUUCAGAACGGCCAACAUCAAAGUCAUGGUGGAAUUCUGGGCCACAUUCCUGGGCGCGGAGCGAGUGUUCGAAAACGACUUCAUUGCUUUCCUCCGCUAUGAUGAGGAACAUCACCGCAUUGCUAUCAUCAAUGAUGAGAGUACGGGCCCUCAUUCGGCCACCGCUGCGGGAAUGCACCAUGUGUCCUUCACCUACGCGACUCUCCGGGGUCUCCUCAAAGCCUGGGAGCUGAGAAGGAAGCUUGAUAUCAAGCCGACCUGGUGUGUCAACCAUGGCCCUACGACUAGUAUCUACUACAAAGACCCCGAUGGGAACUCGAUUGAGACUCAGGUCGAUAACUUUAAAACGGUCGAGGAGGCGAAUGAGUUCAUGACUUCUAAAUCCUUCCAGGAGAAUCCUAUCGGGACAAAUAUUGAUGCGGAGGAGCUCCUUCGCCAGUUGGAGGCCGGUGCGGAUGAGAAGGUCUUGAAAAGACGGGUCGAGAUUGGCUUUCGACACGAUAUUCCUAUGGCAGUUUGA
Messenger RNA from Penicillium odoratum, 567 nucleotides. RefSeq names its product Glyoxalase/Bleomycin resistance protein/Dihydroxybiphenyl dioxygenase. NCBI's taxonomy places the organism in Eukaryota, Fungi, Ascomycota, Eurotiomycetes, Eurotiales, Aspergillaceae. Bases 1 to 567 code for a protein of 188 amino acids. The record is from RefSeq and is a predicted model, not a curated record. The transcript has a single exon.